Penicillium malachiteum is the source of this 1011-nucleotide messenger RNA. RefSeq names its product putative cell cycle control protein (Cwf26) (gene cwc26). Gene Ontology annotation, molecular function: RNA binding. The transcript has a single exon. Gene Ontology annotation, biological process: mRNA splicing, via spliceosome. NCBI's taxonomy places the organism in Eukaryota, Fungi, Ascomycota, Eurotiomycetes, Eurotiales, Aspergillaceae. The record is from RefSeq and is a predicted model, not a curated record. Gene Ontology annotation, cellular component: U2-type spliceosomal complex; RES complex. The coding region runs from base 1 to 1011 and encodes 336 amino acids.
AUGCCGGGCUCCUUGGCAGACUACUUAGCCAAAAACUAUCUAAACGCCGACCCGGCCCCAGAACGCCCAAAGAAAAAGCGCAAGAAGGCAAAGACAACCGACACCGCAGGCGCGGGCCUUCUCAUCGCCGACGACGAUCCACCAGACCUCCGAAACACCAACUCAACCCUCAACCAAGAUGACGAAGACAGUCCAUUCAUUGAAACAUCAGCUCAGACUACCGAAUUCCGCCGCGCUAAAAAAUCGGGUUGGAAGACCGUUGGCGGACCAGCGCCGGGCACCGAUAAGAAUGAACAAGAAGCCGCAGACGCAAUCCUAGCCUCAGCAGCUGCCGAGCGCGCCGCACAACGAGCCGAUGAUGAAGACGCGCCCAUGAUCGAGGGUGAAGAGGAAGACGCACCGCUCAUGGAAUCCGGUGCACGAGCCGGUCUCCAAACCGCAGCGCAGACAGCCGCGAUGGUGAAAGCGCAAGAGCGACGAAAGAAGGUCGAGGAAGCUCUGUUUAAGGAUCCAGCCUCAACAGAUGCAAAGCAACAAGAAACCAUCUACCGUGAUGCAUCUGGACGAAUUAUCAAUGUGGCGAUGAAGCGCGCAGAAGCUCGACGUGCUGAGGAGGAGAAACGCCUAAAGGAGGAAGAAGCGCGCGAGGCACUGAUGGGUGAUGUGCAGCGCCAGCAGCGCGAGACUCGACGACAGGAAUUGCAAGAGAUCAAGGCUAUGCCGGUCGCACGUACGAUUGAAGAUGAAGCACUUAAUGACGAAUUACGGGAACGUGAUCGAUGGAAUGAUCCUGCUGCGCAGUUCUUGACACAGAAGAAAGGUCCUGGGGCUAGUGCUACGGGAAGGCCAUUGUAUCAUGGGUCGUUCCAGCCAAAUCGGUAUGGAAUUCGGCCGGGACAUCGGUGGGAUGGUGUUGAUCGGGCGAAUGGAUUUGAGAAGGAUUGGUUUGCCUCGCGCAAUAAGAAGAGUCGCAAUGAGGCUCUGGAAUAUCAAUGGCAGAUGGAUGAGUAG